Messenger RNA from Mya arenaria, 1720 nucleotides. RefSeq names its product protein ABHD15-like. Bases 46 to 1233 code for a protein of 395 amino acids. Lineage: Eukaryota; Metazoa; Mollusca; Bivalvia; Myida; Myidae. The transcript has a single exon. Gene Ontology annotation, molecular function: short-chain carboxylesterase activity; monoacylglycerol lipase activity. The record is from RefSeq and is a predicted model, not a curated record.
ACGACCUUAAUAGCAAACUUAAAAGAAAGAGUUGGAACUACAGUUAUGUUUUUUGCUGUGUACUCAACUGUGACGUCCCUACCAUUCUGCGUAGCCGUGUUUGGCACAAUUGUGGUCAGUGCCUUCUUUUACCUCAAGUCUUUUAUGAACCAGCCAUCAUCACUUCCAAUACUGUAUUUCAAAGAAUCAGCAUUGGCGUCACAUCUUCUCAAGCGAUGCAGACUGAUGAAGCGUAAAUUCGAUCCGCCUUGGUAUCUACGAAACGCGCAUGUCCAAACAAUACUUUCAUUUAUUCUUCCAAAUACUUCGACUGAAUUUGACAGAGAAUAUAUACAAAUGCGUGAUCAAGGAGUCGUAGCGCUUGACUGGGUUCUUCAUGUUUCUGUUCAUCAGAAAAAACGAUGUUCUGUGUUAAUAAUACUUCCGGGACUAACCGCUACCGCGGUCAAUGUUUCAAACCUGUGUACUUUAGCUGCUCACAAAGGUUAUAGGCCUGUUGUGUUUAACCAAAGAGGAUUCGGAAAUUCAGUGUUAACGACUCCGAAGAUACUGAGCAACGGGGAUCCGCACGAUUUACGACAAGUUGUAAAAUAUAUACAUAGUCGAUACCCAAAAGCGUUAGUUACAAUGGUUGGAUUAGGAACGGGUUGUUCGCUUUUACUGUCAUAUCUUGGAGAAUUCGGUUCAUCGGCAAACAUUUGUGCUGGAGUGUGUAUAUCAGCGUGCUUUGACAACUCCGGGAAAUUCUCGAAAGGUGUUCAAGGAAUAUAUGACAUAUUAUAUUUGUUGUCAUUGAAAAAAACGUUAUGUGUACAUUCAAAUUCACUUUCAAAGUAUAUCGAUUUUAAUGAGUUGCUCAAAUGCUGGUCAUUUCGACAUUUUGAUGAGCUUGUGUAUUCAAAGUUAUACAACUUUUCAAAUGUAGAUGACUUUUGGGACCGCAAUAAUCCUUUGAGAGAUGUGGAUGAGAUAGCAGUUCCUUUAUUAUUUAUCAAUAGCUUAGAUGAUCCUUUUUAUUCCAAAAUAAGCAUUCCAUACGAUCUCUGCAAGUACUAUCCACAUUUUCUAAUGGUUUGUACUAAUAAAGGUGGACAUUGUGGAUUUAUUGACGACCCUUGUGAUGUAAGUUGGGCAGAGAAACUAGCACUGGAUUACUUAGACACUUUAUUAGAGUUUACAAAUAAGGGUCAUACUAUUAAUUAUGGAAAAUGUGGCGUUAGAUCUACUAUUUAAGUAAUUUCUUAAAGUUAUAAAAUGCAAAGAUUUCUAUGGAUGAUUUGCAUAUUUUACACCGCCUGAUAUUAUGACUUUCAUGAUAGAGUUUAAUUGCCAUUAAAUAUUCCCUACAAUAAUUCACAUCAAUGUGUAUUGCCCUUCUGGUAACAUAUUGUAAGAAACAUAACUCGCCUUUAUAUUUGAACGGUAUUAAAACCUGUUAAGAUGUUUUUCGACAGUCAUUGUUGAAAAAAGUAAAUUCAAAUAAAAAUACAAUUCAUAUUCCUUGCGAAUGUAUGACAAAUCGAAAAAAACGAUCUGAAUUAGAGUAUACCACCCACUUUCUUAACAUUAUCUCUCCAGCUUCUGCAAAAACAUUGAUACAAUCUAACAAUCUGCAACAUAACAACAAAUCAAUAACCUUUCCAUCUCAUUCCUAAUAUUUGCGUACGAAUUAAAGCAACAAUUAUAACUAUUCAAUGUGCACCAUAUUCCUUAUUUUUAA